AAUCACCGCGGAGGAAGAUCCGCCGGCCCCGCCCCCGCCCCGCCGCCGGUCGCGCGCAGCUCGCGCCUGAGGAACUGCGGCUGCGGUUCCAAGCGGUCUCUGGGGCUGUUUCCAUUGAAUGACCAGGAAGGCUCUCAGUGCAAAGCGUCCCUGCAGACCUGCUUCCACGUAAAGGGACCUUCGGGAAAUUUCGCUGGACACCGCUGGCAUUGACAAACCCAGCGUCCCUGGCUGGGCCUUGUGAGGUUUUCAGGCAGGUUGAUUUCGCGGCGACAUGUCUGCUUCAGUGAAAGAAAGCCUUCAGCUUCAGCUACUGGAGAUGGAAAUGCUGUUUUCUAUGUUUCCUAACCAAGGAGAAGUAAAACUUGAAGAUGUAAAUGCCCUGACAAAUAUCAAGAGGUAUUUGGAAGGCACAAGGGAGGCGCUGCCACCAAAAAUCGAAUUUGUAAUUACACUCCAGAUUGAGGAGCCCAAGGUGAAAAUUGAUUUGCAAGUGACCAUGCCUCACAGCUACCCCUAUGUAGCAUUGCAGCUGUUUGGACGGUCAUCUGAACUUGACAGACAUCAGCAGCUACUUCUCAACAAAGAUCUCACUUCUUACAUAGGGACUUUUGAUCCAGGUGAGCUCUGUAUAUGUGCAGCAAUCCAGUGGCUACAGGACAACAGUGCAUCCUAUUUCCUGAAUAGAAAGCUUGUGUAUGAACCAUCUACACAAGCAAAGCCAGUCAAGAACACAUUCCUCCGAAUGUGGAUCUACAGUCACCAUAUAUAUCAGCAGGACCUAAGGAAAAAGAUUUUGGAUGUUGGGAAAAGGUUAGAUGUGACUGGAUUUUGCAUGACAGGAAAGCCUGGUAUAAUCUGUGUGGAGGGUUUUAAAGAGCACUGUGAGGAGUUCUGGCAUACAAUUAGGUACCCCAAUUGGAAGCACAUUUCCUGUAAGCAUGCUGAAAGCGUGGAAACAGAAGGAAAUGGCGAGGACCUGCGCCUUUUCCAUUCUUUUGAAGAAUUACUCCUUGAGGCCCAUGGUGACUAUGGAUUAAGAAAUGACUAUCACAUGAAUCUGGGCCAGUUCUUAGAAUUUCUUAAGAAGCACAAAAGUGAGCAUGUUUUUCAGAUACUAUUUGGUAUUGAAAGCAAAAGUUCAGACUCAUAAAAAGCUAUUAAGAGGACUAUGUUUGUAAUUUCACUAAGUCAGUAUUUCUGUUAAUAAGACCAAAAUAAAAAGGCUAGUGGCUGUGUACCAUCCUCAGUGCAAAACCUAGCUCCAGAAUUUUCACCUGGUAAUGAAUUUCAACUGACAGUGAAAUGAACAGGUCUUGAAACUUGAUAACAGUGCAAUUGUGAUGUUAUCUCUAGGUUGUGUUAAGUCAUUCAGAAACUAUUUCAUUAUAAAUUAAUAAAAACAAUCCAUUUAACCUGUGAAGCUGAUUUGAUUGACGAGGAGUCCAAAGCCCAUAGCUGACAUCAAAAAUCAAACUCCAGUUAUGAAUCCAAUAAUAUGAAUAGCAUUUCUGUUUCACAUUGCUAGCACACAUGUGACACACCCACUUGUCUUUCAUUAUUGGAAAUCAAGUUUAAAAUGAGAACAGAAAGGAAGGACAGAUUUACUUCAUUUCUUACUUUAAACUCCUAUUUCGAGUGUUUCAGUAAAACUAGAUCCUAACAGCAGUGGCAAAGGACUCAGAAAUGAAGUCCCAGGAGUUAUAAAGAUGACACACAAUGCUAUGUAUUCUUCUGGCUGUUUGUAUCAGUUAAUGACACUAGCAACGUCAAUACCAGUAUUCUUAGCUUAAUUCUUAUACACAAAAGAUAAAUACAUGGUUCUUUGUCUACAGAGUAUUCCUUUCUCAAUCCAGUCUUUGCCUGUGUGCCAGUAUGCAUUACUAUACAGGAUAAGAGAGUGUUGAGGGGACCAGUGUGGAUGUCUGUAUCAUUGCCUUAUGGGGAAAAAAAUCUAAUUCUACAGUUAGGUGGUGUUAACUGCCAUCUCCUCUGAAAAUUCCAAGCUCCACAGGCUUCACCAGGCUUUUCAAAAUGACAGUUUAUUUUAAUGAUAAAAACCCCUAUUUAAGUAGCUCUUACCAAGCCUUUUCAUUACCAGGUAUCCAUCCCUCCCCAAGUAUUUCUGUGAGUCUCCUGUGCUAAGAGAUGUCCUGAGCGGCCUCCACAGCUUUCCCCAUUUCUGUGGUCUCUGUAGGUACUGGUGCCCUUUCCCAGGAGGCAUUCCAUUCUCCUAAGUCCCCUCAAGAUGCCAAAGCUGGGUGCUGGGAUUUAGGAAGAUGCAGGGCAACACCUCACUCUCCAUCCUGUGACACAUCCUGUUAGAUGUCAGAUAGUGCUGCUUGUGCUGGGGAGCCUACAGAACUCCUGAUGAAACUACCUUCUGGUUUUACCCUCUGUGCCGUGGAUGCAGACAUGUCCUUGGGCUACAGAGAGGACAUGAUGGACCAGAAAGCCCUAUGCCCAGGAGGUCUUAGAACUGGGUCCACUUUGUACUGCCUCUUUCUUCUUAGGUCACAAUGAGUUUCCUCUCAGGGCACAACUCAGAUCUUCAAGCCAUGGCUCACUGUGAGCCAGUCCUGCCCUGCCAGGUCCUUCAUCUUGCCAUUCAUGUUUCCAUCCUAACCUUGGUUGUGCUGAACUCAGGCUGGAGCCUCACACUUUGCCUAUAUGCAAACAGAAGAAAUAGGACUUACAUUGCCAAAGAAUUAUUUCUUAAUGUUUGCCAGAACUAAAAACAAAGUAUAGGAAUCUUUUUUCCCACAGUCUCUGCAAAACUAUCAAUAAGUAUACUUAGCAUUUACAAGUUUUUAGGCCUUCAACAGAUGUAACUCCAUUAACUUUAUUCCUUUGAAAUGAAUCAUUAUAUGCCAUCUACCUACCUAAUAGAGGCUUUUUUCCAGAUUACAUGAGCAAAAUUAGCUACAGAAAGAUAAGUGUAAAGUAAAAGAAAUUCUAGGUUAUUAACUCUACUGCUUCUGGAGCUAUUUCUGAGAUUUUUCAGAACCUACUUUUAUAGGCCUAAUUCCUAUCAGGAAUACUAAUGCAGAUAGUAUUAUGGGGAAGUGUAGGUUUUAUAGAAAAAAAGUACAUGUCUAAUUCAAAACUCAACUUUGUAUGUAUAGGAGACCUGCUGGUUGUUGGCACAGCCUGAUAUGAGCACAUACAAAAUGUCUGGCAUUCCCCUCCCCCCUUCCCCUACACACACUGGUUAUUUUGGGGAAGUGCCCCUUCUCUGUGUGAUUUGGGAGAAAGUGAUAGGAAUCAAGUUGUCCUCUGGCAGCCUCCUGGAGAGAUGGCUGUGAACUCUUGCUGCUGAAGCCUCUAGUGCCACCCUAAUUUCUGGCCUACUACUGAAUGCUCAGCUGUUCGGCACCUCCUUUAAACGACCCAGCAUCUUCCCUUUCGUUGUUGGAAAUCAGCAUUGGUCUCUACUGCUUGUAACUUACGAAUUGGGAUAUACUAUAUAUUAUAUUUUUAAAUGGUUGUUUGGAAAAUGUGCUCAUUUAUAAAAAAAAGUUGCGAUGUCUUUUUUUUAAAGUUUGCUGAAUUAAAUCAAGCAUAUUGUCAAGUA
This is a messenger RNA of Cebus imitator (Panamanian white-faced capuchin), 3574 nucleotides long. It is a transcript of the gene RWDD2A, whose product is annotated as RWD domain containing 2A. Gene Ontology annotation, molecular function: protein binding. The transcript has 4 exons. NCBI's taxonomy places the organism in Eukaryota, Metazoa, Chordata, Mammalia, Primates, Cebidae. The record is from RefSeq and is a predicted model, not a curated record. Bases 275 to 1153 code for a protein of 292 amino acids.